AUGGAUCAGCAACGUUGGAAUGCUGCUAUUGACCAUUUCUUAACAGAAAAACAUCAAAAACGAUCCGCUGGAAACAAAGAAUGCCGGAAGAAGCAAAAUUUGAAUAGACUUGAAGUAUUUCAUCGUGCAUAUGUAAAUAAAAUAGGGGAAUUUGUUGAUCCAUUGGUUGAAGAGCAAUAUAAUGCCUUAGUUGCUGAGGUUUCUCUACAGACUCAUCACAUAGCCGACUCUGGUGGUGAUCCAGACACCAUUGAUUGGAUCACAAUAUUUGAGAAGGUGUUGCGCACUCGAUGGGGGCAUGAUGUUGAUGUGAAUGCUUUUCCUCAAAACCCGACAUUUGUGACAGCCAUUGAAGACAUUAUUCGCUCGUUUAAAAACCAAGUCAACGAGGAAAACAAUGAUGGGGAGGACGGUGGGGAAAACGAAAAUAACUAG
Lactuca saligna is the source of this 435-nucleotide messenger RNA. Lineage: Eukaryota; Viridiplantae; Streptophyta; Magnoliopsida; Asterales; Asteraceae. The record is from the annotation of a GenBank genome assembly.